AUGCGUUGGACAACACAGAUGAACAGCAACGCAUUGUGGGCGUAUUUUAGGGCGAAAGGAGGAGAAACUGGAGGUUUUGCGUAUCCGGCAAGGAUGCAUCGACUUUUUGCUGAGCUGGAGCCAUCUGUAACCGUCACCAAGCAAAACCUGGUAGACCGAGUUCGGUAUAUCUUGCGCUCAAAUACAUUUGAUGUCACCGAACUCGAACGGCUACGACGUGAGGCUAUUCCGGCUGAGGAUGCGGCGCCACAACUUGCUGAGCAAACGGCAAACGUGGAUGCCGCCGUGAAUACACGGUCGCAUUCUGGCGCAACCUGUAGUCAGAGCCCGUAA
This is a messenger RNA of Parnassius apollo (apollo), 333 nucleotides long. The record is from the annotation of a GenBank genome assembly. Lineage: Eukaryota; Metazoa; Arthropoda; Insecta; Lepidoptera; Papilionidae.